AUAUUCAUAAGCGCCAUAGAGCUACAUGCGGCCUCACCCUCGGUCGGUUGUAGACGAGUCUGUUAUCUUUCAGCGACUUUAUCGCCGGUUUCCUUGGACUUUGCCGGACCUUUUCGAAAUUAAGAGAGGAUAAAUAUCAGCAAAGGUCACAUUAUUUGGUUACAACCUGGUUACACGCUUGAUUGACGUGUGGAAGCCACACCCUUGCUUUAAAUCCACCUGCGCUUUCAAAAACUCAUUCUUCUGAAGCGCACAAGGGAUCUGAGCACUCCCAGGGCCAGAAUAAUAGCGGAUAAACCCUCUAUUAGAUCUACCUGAACCGUCCAGCCCAAGAAUAACUACAUCUGCUGCUUUUUUACUGUCUAUACAGAGCCUUAAAGCCUCGUUCUGCAUUUGAUCCCUCCAGGUCAAUAGAAAAGCAAAGAUGAUGCAAAUCUGCGAAUCCUACAACCAAAAAAACUCUCUCUUCAAUUCCAUGAACCGGUUUAUUGGUGCCGUGAACAACAUGGACCAGACGGUCAUGGUGCCAAGUUUGCUGAGGGACGUCCCAUUGGACCAGGAGGAGGAGAAAGAGGUGAACACCUUCCAGGAUGGAGACAUGUACGGCUCUUAUGUGCUCCUCAAAUCAAUUAGGAACGAUAUCGAAUGGGGCGUGCUUCAAGCCGACGAGAGGCGCAAGGACAAGCACGGGGUGACAACGUCCCUGGAAGUGUCUCGCAUCGAACCAAACGAUGAGGACUUGGAGAAGCUGUUUCAUUUUCAUCUAACCGGACUGCACACCGUACUGUCGAAGCUCACCCGAAAAGCGAACACUCUAACAAACAGGUACAAGAAGGAAAUUGGUAUAGGCGGCUGUGGGAAUUGAAACCAACUAGAGUUUACUCCAUUCAUCGCCAGUGGACCGCAAAAAAAAGGAAAGGUUCACAAGAGGGUGCAGCAGGGGUUGAAGCCAAAUGGGCCCCUGGUGGCUUCCGUGCAUUUUUAAUUCCCCGGAUCGAAAAAAAAGACUUGUACCUGACGCCGGUUUACAAGCACCCUUAAUUCCCCUGCUAACAUCCCUUGAUAUUGUUUGCACAAGCUGGAUACUGGCUUGGAAACAGGCUUUUGAAACUAAACGCAUUGUAUUUAAAUAAGCAAACAUUUUGGAAAAGAAGAUAUGCAAAAGACAUUUCAUGGCCUGGUAUGGUAGUUUUGGAGGUUGUAUUAAUGUAGAUUAUAACAGUUUAAGGCUGGGGGUGAGAAUUAAAAUGACUAAUUAUGUAUAAAACGCACAUUUCUACGCUAAAGAGUGGCUGGUACUUUAUCUUUUUAUGGUGCUUAAUUGAUAAUGGAAUCGCAUGAUGGUCCUUACGGAUGUUGACUGAUUCCAGGAGAUUACGUCACAGUUACUGUUGGUAAUAAGGAAUGUUGUCAUGUAUUUUUUUUCUAUCACAAAGAUGGUUCAGAAAAUAAACAUUUUGUAAAUGCAA
This is a messenger RNA of Rhinichthys klamathensis goyatoka, 1469 nucleotides long. RefSeq names its product MID1 interacting protein 1b (gene mid1ip1b). Lineage: Eukaryota; Metazoa; Chordata; Actinopteri; Cypriniformes; Leuciscidae. Gene Ontology annotation, cellular component: cytosol. The transcript is spliced from 2 exons. The record is from RefSeq and is a predicted model, not a curated record. The coding region runs from base 425 to 865 and encodes 146 amino acids. Gene Ontology annotation, biological process: regulation of lipid biosynthetic process.